UAUGAAUUCUCAUGUGACAGAUAUACGAAGGACAACUUCAUCUGAAUCAAUUGAUUUCUGAGCAAUAAAAUUGUAAAAUAAAAAAUAAAUUAGAAAAAAUAUGGGAGCAGCAUUUUUUCCAUGCCUUAUAUUUACAGCCUUCUGGGGUUUUGUUGGUGUUGUAUUACCAAUUCUUGUACCAAAAGGACCUAAUCGAGAAAUAAUUCGUGUUGUAUUAAUGUUAACGGCGGCUACGUGCUGGGGAUUCUGGGUGUGUUGUUAUAUGGCACAAAUGAAUCCCUUAAUUGGACCCAAAAUGACAAAUAAUACUAUAUUGAUGGUUAUGAGAGAAUGGGGUGAUGCAGUUCCAACAUAAAGAGCUCUUUAUGAAAAUGAAAAUCCAUGAAUUUGUAUUUAAAGAAAACAUUAUUCAUUGUUCAUUAUCUGUGUAUAUUAAUUAAUCAAAAGUUUAUUCCACAAUUAUUUUUAAUUAUUUUUAUGUUGUACAUGAUUUUCUCCUAAUUUUAUCCUCGAAUAAUUAAUAAAUUGUUACAAUAAAUAA
Molecule: messenger RNA, 541 nt
Organism: Chrysoperla carnea
Lineage: Eukaryota; Metazoa; Arthropoda; Insecta; Neuroptera; Chrysopidae
Product: V-type proton ATPase subunit e 2-like
Exons: 4
Coding region: 101-355 (84 amino acids)
Biological process (GO): proton transmembrane transport
Cellular component (GO): proton-transporting V-type ATPase, V0 domain; plasma membrane proton-transporting V-type ATPase complex
Molecular function (GO): proton-transporting ATPase activity, rotational mechanism
Source: RefSeq, a predicted model, not a curated record